AUGGCUUACCGCAACGGCGCGCCCCAGUCGGGUCACUCCCAGCUCCCACAGGCCCGUGCGCUUCCCCAGGUGCAACAGCCCACCAACCAGAUGGCAUAUGGCGCUCAAUAUGCUGCUCCUAUGGGAUACAACAUGAACCCGGCAAACAACCACAGCCCCGUCGCAUACGGUUACAGUGCUGCUGGUCAAGGCGGCUUUGCUCAAAGUCAAGCUUACGCACAACAAGCAUCCGCCGCACAACAAUACCAAGGUCCUGCUCACCUCCAGGCGCAGAUCCACCAGGCUGCCAUCGCAGCACAGGCUCAAGCGCCGCCCUCUCAACUCCAGCACCCCGCCAUGUCGCAAGCUGCACAGCUUCAGCAGCAGCAGAUCGCCGCUUCCCAACAACACCACGGUCUUCAAGCCCCAAAUUCAGGAUACAUGCAGCGUGCGCCAGGUGGCUCGCCCAUCAACAGAUCUCCUUCCCCUUCCGCCCGUCCUCUCAACGCCGCGCCAAGGAGCCCACAAUACGGUCAAGCACAGACCUACUCACAACAACAGCAGCAACAGCAAUACUACCAACAGCAACAGCAGGCCCAUCAGCAACAGCAGCAACAACAACAGUACACUCAAGCCGGUGGGUCAACCUCGCCAAAUCUUUCCAACGACAAGCCCGCAGACUAUGUCUACUUUGAACGCUCGACAAACGGCAUGCAAAAAUCCACCAUAGAGGCUGCCACAGGCGCCAAGCUCAAGCUCGAAAACUUCUACAAGGUCUACGUGGAGCAGGCCGUAGAGCGUAUCAAGCGCGCUGCCGAGCUCGAGGACCGUCUCACCAACCCACCCGACGGCGUACACCUCUCCGACGAGCGUAAAGCGCGUCAGCUCGCACAGCUUGGCCGCCGCGAGUCCAACUUCUUGCGUCUACGCAGAACCAGGCUCGGCUUGGACGAUUUCCGAACCGUCAAGGUCAUCGGCAAGGGCGCCUUUGGUGAGGUGCGACUCGUCCAGAAGACCGACACGGGCAAGAUCUACGCCAUGAAGACGUUGCGCAAGAGCGAGAUGUUCAAGAAGGACCAGCUGGCUCACGUUCGAGCAGAGAGAGAUGUGCUUGCCGAGAGCAACUCGCCGUGGGUCGUCCAGCUCUACUAUUCGUUCCAGGAUACCGCCUACCUCUAUCUCCUCAUGGAGUUUUUGCCAGGAGGAGAUCUCAUGACCAUGCUCAUCAAGUACGACACCUUUUCUGAAGACGUCACCCGCUUCUACAUGGCCGAGUGUGUCCUCGCGCUCGAAGGCAUUCACAAGCUUGGCUUCAUUCACCGUGAUAUCAAGCCAGACAACAUCCUCAUCGAUGCAAAGGGCCACAUCAAGCUGUCCGAUUUCGGUCUUUCCACGGGUUUCCACAAGCAGCACGACUCGGCCUACUACCAGCGUCUGUUUGAGGGAACCGCCGGUCAGAACCCUGCUCAGACGGGCCGCAACUCGGUCGCGGUCAACUCGAUCAACCUCACCCUGUCGUCCAAGGACACCAUCGCUACCUGGAAAGCCAACCGAAGGAAGCUCGCCUACUCGACCGUCGGAACGCCCGACUACAUUGCGCCCGAGAUCUUCUUGCAGCAAGGCUACGGCAACGAAUGCGACUGGUGGAGUCUGGGUGCCAUCAUGUUCGAGUGUCUCUGCGGCUACCCGCCCUUCUGCUCCGAAAACGCGCACGACACCUACCGCAAGAUCUUGGCGUGGCGUGAGACGCUUCAGUUCCCAGACGACAUUCACCUCUCGCCCGAAGCCGAAGACAUGAUCCGUCGACUCAUCACCGCUCCCGAGAACCGACUGGGUCGCAACAGCGCAACCGAGAUCAAAGACCACCCCUUCUUCGCCGGAGUAGACUGGUCCACCAUCCGUCAGAUCGACGCACCCUUCAUCCCGCAGCUCAAGAGCAUCACCGACACGAGCUACUUCCCCACAGAAGACUACCAGGACGUGCCCGAGACACCGGCGGGCGCAGACAUCGGCGUCGGAAGCAAGGACCUCGCUUUCCUCGGCUACACGUACAGGAGGUACGAGAGCAACGAGACCGUCUUGUAA
Messenger RNA from Pseudozyma hubeiensis SY62, 2064 nucleotides. RefSeq names its product AGC/NDR protein kinase. The record is from RefSeq and is a predicted model, not a curated record. The transcript has 2 exons. Gene Ontology annotation, molecular function: protein serine/threonine kinase activity; ATP binding. NCBI's taxonomy places the organism in Eukaryota, Fungi, Basidiomycota, Ustilaginomycetes, Ustilaginales, Ustilaginaceae. Gene Ontology annotation, biological process: peptidyl-serine phosphorylation; intracellular signal transduction. Bases 1 to 2064 code for a protein of 687 amino acids.